GCACGCAUCUCCAAUUACCUAGUGAUAUUCCCCAGAAAACGGACACAAAAAGGAUCAGAUUAGCAAGAACUAUGGCGCAGCACCAUAAACUGGGGCUGCUAAAAGCAGCGUUGCUUUUGCUGCUAGCCACCUCGAUUGAAGCUUACUCAAAUAAUAGCAGAGAAUUGCUAACUGGAUAUUCGACACCAAUGCAGACUAGCCUGUCCUAUCAAUUCUUUGCUUUAGCCACACAAAAGGCUGCUAUGACUAAUACCACCGGCAGUUCUAUGGUACGAACUGGCUCCAAGGAUUCGCUUAAUAAUCGACUCUACGAUGAUGUUCUCUGCGAUAGGGACGUAGCACGAAUACGUGACGCCAUCCAAAACAUGGAGGAGUGGGCUCUAGAAUUCCCGGAUACGUGGGGUCGCCUGCCCGUCGGCUUCUUUUGGGGCCAUCUCAUUAGCAUGGGCCAAUACGAAGAGUGCGUAGCGGCGUCAGCAACCUACGGCAACAACCUACGUGGCCAGUAUUGUUUGGCACGUUUAAAUAUAACACAGUUCUACAGCAAAGUAAAGCGCCGGCAUGAGGAAUUUUCUCGCAUUAGUUACAAGCAAACGGAUCCUGAGAUCUUCGAAUUAGGGUUAUGUGUGCCCAGCACAUGCAGUGCUGAAAAAACUGAUUCACUUCUUAAGUACGCAAUUUCACAUUUUUAUGGAAAUGAUGUCAUCGAUCUUGAUUUUACAAUGGUUCAGGAAAAAUGGUGUAAAUAUGAUGCGCCGGUCGAAUUUCGCGGUGUGGAUAUAUUUGCAAUCGUAUUUUUUUCGCUGAUAAUAUUUUUCUUGCUAGCCAGCAGCGUUUACGAUUUUGUGCAGACCCGAAAGGGUGCACCUAAAAGACCGCUUUAUGUAGCCUUCUCGGUACUGCAUAAUGCACCAAAGAUUUUCACUGUCAAGAAAAUUAACAGUCCAAAUGUUAUCCACUGCCUAAACGGUCUGCGUUGCUUUAGUAUGAUGUGGGUUGUCUUUGGGCACGGCUACAUGACUUUCUACGAUCUGCCACACAUAAAUCGCAACAAAUACUAUACCUGGUUAGAAACACCUUACUCUAUGCUUGUACAGAAUGGCUCCCUCUGCGUGGAUACAUUCUUCUUCAUGUCUGGUCUAUUGAUGUGCUGGGGCGCUUUUCGAGAGAUGGAGCGCACCAAGGGCAAGCUGAACAUCCCGAUGAUGUACUUCCAUCGCUAUAUCCGCCUUACUCCAGUUGUCGCUGUCGUGGUUUUGUACAUUAUGUCACUGUAUCGCUAUUCCGGUGCCGGACCCAUGUGGUUCAAGCUGGGUACGCAAGACCAACGCUGUGCGGACACAUGGUGGGCCACACUACUUUAUGUGCAAAACUAUGCCUUUCCCUACAGCAUUUGCGUUUCACAGUCUUGGUACCUGGCUGUAGACACCCAAUUGUACUUCCUGUCGCCGCUAUUCCUUAUACCAUUAUAUAAAUGGGGAAAAAAAGCACUUAUACCAAUUGUGAUUUUUGCUUUACUUUGUCUUGGCUGCACCGUUGCAACAUUCUUACAUAACGACUUUACACUAUUUCGUGUUCAAGACAAUAAUGUUGAUCUGCGACAGCGCUUGACUUACUACCCGACGCAUACGCGCAUUCCGACUUGGUUGAUCGGAGUUAUCUUUGGCUACUUCCUGUUUACGCGCAAUCGUGGACGACAGAUUCCAUUAGCCAAGCACUGGGUAAUCAUUGGUUGGGUAGUGGCCUUUGGCACUAUGCUGGCGGACCUUUGGGGUCCCUUCUGGCGUAUCCUGCCGCAUACGCCGAACUCUCCACUAAUUGAGGGCGCUUUGUUUGAGCCACUAAGCCGCACCUCUUGGGCGUUAGCCAUUGGAUGGAUUGUAUGGGCCUGUUACAAUGGUCACGGCGGCCUAAUCAACGACUUCCUUUCUUGGGGCUUCUUCACGGGCUUUAGCCGUCUGUGCUACUGUAUGUACGUCAUACACAGAAUCGUACAGCUGGUGAAUGCCGCAAGGCUCCAAACGGAUACCCACUUCUCAGACUAUGAUGCGAUUUUGCGGUGGUGGCACGACUUUGGUAUCACACUGACGCUCUCCAUCUUUGCAACGUUAGCCUUUGAGGCUCCCAUUCUGGGUAUUGAGAAGGCAAUUUUUGGACGCAGCGACGCCAAGCCAGUACCAAAAAAACCAACACACGUUGACCCAUCUAAAGCGGCUCCGAUCAUCGAUCAAGUAACCGAGCCAGUCCCAACCACACAAGUGCUUGAUCAAGUGCCAGAAAUUGUGGCUUUAGCCAGCCCAGCUGUGGAUCCAUCCAAGGCAUAAUUAUAAAUUUGUAAAUUGAUUUUUUUUCUUUUGUUUUACGAACGAAAA
Molecule: messenger RNA, 2372 nt
Organism: Drosophila novamexicana
Lineage: Eukaryota; Metazoa; Arthropoda; Insecta; Diptera; Drosophilidae
Product: nose resistant to fluoxetine protein 6
Exons: 6
Coding region: 72-2324 (750 amino acids)
Molecular function (GO): acyltransferase activity, transferring groups other than amino-acyl groups
Source: RefSeq, a predicted model, not a curated record